UCUGAGCUGUCAAUACGCAAUCCUAGUCGGCCAUUCACCACCAUCAACUCAACCAUUUCCCAAUUUCGGUUCACAGACCAAACCCUCAAUUUUCUGCAAAUUUUUACCAAUAAAAAUUGACAAAUUGGAGGCUUUAGUGAGGAUGAGCAGCGGCGGUAAAUUGUAUUGGGUGCGGAAUCGCGGAGAAGAAUGCAAAGUGAAGGGGAUAGUCGUGGUUUUUGCGUGGGUUUCGCUUGGCGAUGUUCAAUUGAAGGAUUUCCUAGCUCUCUACUCUUCUCUUGGAUGGAAUUGUCUCGUUUCCCGCGCCGAUUAUCUCAAUCCGUUUAUUCCAGAUAGAGCUACAUCACUGGCGUUUUCUGUCCUUGAUGAGCUUGUUAAGGAACUUAGGCGUGGAAUAUGUCCUGUUGUUCUUGCAUCCUUUUCCGGUGGUUCAAAAGCUUGCUUGUAUAAAUUACUUCAGAUUAUAGAAGGAUGUUCUGAUGUGGAGCUGAGCCUGGAGGAUAGUAGAAUACUUGCAAACUGCAUUUCAGGCCAGAUCUAUGAUUCUGAUCCUAUUGAAUUCACUAAGGACCUGGGUGCUCGAUUUGCUUUGCACCGCUCUAUCUUCAGAAUGCCUGGAUCGUCAAAACUAGUAUCAUUAUUUGCAAAAGGUGUUACUUCAAGUUUGGAUGCUUUAUUUAUAACCAGGUUUGGUUCACAGCGUGCAGAGUACUGGAAAUCCCUGUAUUCAUCAGUUGGAUUGGGAGCCCCUUUUCUCAUUUUAUUUUCACAAAAUGAUGAUGUGGCUACAUGUUCAACUUUGUCCAACUUUGCUCAGAAUCUGCAGGAUUUAGGGGCCGAUGUGAAAGUUAUGAAGUGCGAUACAUCUGUUCACAUAGGUCGCUACAAGCAUCAAUCGGUACAAUAUACAACUGCUGUAACUGAGUUUCUUGAGCAGGCAGUUUCAAUUUUCUCUGCAAAGCUUCAGAAACUUGGGGAGAGGUCCCAUAUGGAUGAUGGAAUUUCUUACUUGAUAUGUGACCUCCAGAAUGCAGCAGUUGACUCAAAUCAAAGUUUCAGCAGAGUUGCUGUGGGACCGAAUGACCACUUUUUCUUGCCGAGUUCAUCAGGUUACCAAAACAGCAGAGAGUUUGGUUCUACAGCGCAGGAAACCAGAGAUAGAUUACCUCAUCGAUCAAGUCCCCCUUGUCUGAGUGCUAAUAGUGUCCUUGGCCAAGCUCUUUUUGAUGCCUGUGUUCCAAAGAACGUAGAAGGCUGGGAUAUCAAAUUCUCUGGCUCCUUAAAUGGAGAGCCAUUUGCUUCUGUUCGUAGGAGGUCACCACUUCGUAACAUGAAGCAUAGAUCGAGAUUAUGAAGGAUCGGAUCUUGAGGAAAGCUUCUUGUACUUGGGCAGUGCAUAACUUGCUGGUUAAAUGUGCAUACUUGUGAUUUUGACACCAACUUUUCAGCUUGUAAAGUGAAGUUAUUAUAGAUUAAAGCAGCAGCAGAGGUUGAGGAGUCGAGAGAGGUGCUUAAGAGUUGGUUUGUUUUGUCGUUGCACCCUCAAUGUGCAAGCUUUGCCUUAAUGGUUUCAGGUUGUGCCAAUAAGAGGAUGAGGUUUGGUAGGUUGCCUGUAUCUUGCAGUAUGUAAGUAUAUAUCUCCGUGAUCUCUUUGGUUGUGGUAAUACUUUACUUGAUACAUGUAUAUAUGAAUGUAUAAUAACUAACUCUUGUAAUAUACUUUUAUGAAUAAGCAAUUGUGCAAAUUUUGUAA
Salvia hispanica is the source of this 1753-nucleotide messenger RNA. RefSeq lists its product as uncharacterized. The record is from RefSeq and is a predicted model, not a curated record. Lineage: Eukaryota; Viridiplantae; Streptophyta; Magnoliopsida; Lamiales; Lamiaceae.